Molecule: messenger RNA, 697 nt
Organism: Rhipicephalus sanguineus (brown dog tick)
Lineage: Eukaryota; Metazoa; Arthropoda; Arachnida; Ixodida; Ixodidae
Exons: 2
Coding region: 5-625 (206 amino acids)
Source: RefSeq, a predicted model, not a curated record
CGUCAUGUCUCGUAGUGAGGACAGGCGGACGGCCUGGCUGCGGUCCUCGGCUACCAGCAGCCGGGAAGCUCCGGUGCAAGCUUCUUUGCCGCAAAGCUCCAGCUCAUCGUCCAGCAAGGACAACGUCCUUCUGUGGGAGAGUGUCUCCUCGUCUCUGGACAGCCUAGCUGGCUCCCGGAAGACUUUGCGGAGAUUUAGGAGCAUCGCACCAGUCCACGUGGCCGGCCAUCACAUUGAUUUGACCACGUUGGCAUCCGGCAGCGAAUCUCGACUCAGGCCGCAGGCGACCCGCCAGCGCAGGGAGGCCUGCUCAGCCGUUGUCCGAGGUCCGUGUUCCGCGCAGCCGAAGCUGUCUCGGAGCCAGCCGAGGCCGCGGCCCCAGAAGGAGCCGAAGCCGAAGGCGGCCGAUGGCGAAGCCUCGGGAGGCCGACGGCCCGUGCCGCAGGGUUGCCACAGAGAGAAGCCGGCCGCCGUCUCACGGGGCGACUGCUCGUCGACCGACAAAUGUCAGCGAGAGUGCGCAGGCGCGCCCAGCGCGUCCACGAGCUCCGGAUUCAUGGUGUCCGUGAAGACCGCAAUGGCGAGGACAGGCGUGGGCGUGGCCAAGCUGUGCCGGUUCCUGUGAGGCAAUAUGCACGCACCGCCCGCUGACAUUUUUCGUUUCAUUUUCAAAUUGCCCCGCAGCCAUUACAUUCGC